Molecule: messenger RNA, 2128 nt
Organism: Chara braunii
Lineage: Eukaryota; Viridiplantae; Streptophyta; Charophyceae; Charales; Characeae
Source: the annotation of a GenBank genome assembly
GGCACGCUGCAAGGGUUUGACCAAGCGACGAAUUUGAUCCUGGACCAAAGCCAUGAAAGAGUGUAUUCAACCAAGCAAGGGGUGGCGCAACUUGUGCUUGGCGUCUCCAUUAUCCGUGGCGAUAAUAUAGCUGUUGUUGGGGAGCUCGAUCAAGAGCUGGACUCCAACCUGGACCUGAAUGCGCUCAGGGCGGCACCACUGAAACCUGUAACCCAUUAAAUGGCAUCGCUGAUUCUCUGGUUUAUAACUCGGUAGUACCUGGCUAGUACCUGCCUAUACUGUCUAUGUGGGGUAAGCUAGACGUGGUACAUUACUAUGCUAAGCUGAUUGUAUGACAGAGCUUUGCUGUACUUAGUACCUGGCUGUCCCAGCUAUGUGCUAAGAAUGGCGGAGAUCUGCUCUACUUUGUACCUACCGAUACUGAUGGUGCUAAGUAUAGCAGACCUCUACCGUACUUAGUAUCCAGAUAGGCUAGCUACGCUUAGUAUGGUUUAGUACCCGUCUAGUACCUGGCUAGUACCUGGCUAUACUGUUUAUGUAGCUAUGCUUAGUAUGACUUAGUACCUGUCUAGUACCUGUCUAGUACCUGGCGAUACUGCCUGUGUGUGCUAAAGUUAGACGUGGUACUUCGCUAUGCUAUGCUGAUUGUAUGGCAGAGCUCUGCUGUACUUAGCACCUGGCUAUACUGUCUAUGUGUGGUGAAGUUGGAUGUGGUACUUUGCCAUGCUAUGCUGAUUGUAUGCCAGAGCUCUGCUAUACUUAGCACCUGGCUAUACUGUAUAUGUGUGGUGAAGUUAGACGUGGUACUUGCUAUACUAUGCUGAUUAUAGCAAAGAGUUUCCUUCCAUGUUUGUUAUGCUUCCAAGCAAACUUGAGAGUUUAUGAAGCCAGGGAGUUUAGGUCAGCCAAAUUUGUCAGUAGACUCGGUACGUUUUUCAAUGUUUGCACCUUGCACGAGAAUGAGGCCAGGUUCGCACAACGUGCUUUGCAUAGUUUGCGCAUUACCCCCCGCCCCCACCUCCCACAGGCAAUCUUUUUUUCAAAUGUUCUUUGUUUGGCAAAACAUUCAGACUUUGAACAAAAGCUUUGUUCAUCACGUGAGAAGACGAAUUGCAUGAGGCUCCCGCCCCCCCACCCCCACCCCCAUAGGGGGGUGAUAAGCUUUUUCAAGAGGGAUUUCGCACCUAUAUGCUUUCAGCGGCUCUUCGAUGAGGUAGAUAUCGAGCGCACUACCAUCGGUGGCGUACCGUCUAUAGAUAGAUAUUUGUCGAUUGGAUUGCAGCAAAUCGGGUUCGCACUAUCAAAUGAGAUAGCACUUGUACUAUGGGUCUUGUGAAUCUGGAUCUCCAUAUGGUUGAGUUUGCACAGUUGCCCUUCUUCGGCGGACUAUGAGUUUGCACAGUUGCCCUUCUUCGGCGGACUAUGUUUGCACGCUUACACCAUUUGACGAGCACAAAUUCACAAUCAAACGGUCUUUUUGAAGUUUCGGAUGUGGAUCGUGCAGUGAGUUAUUGGAUUCGCUCAGGGGCGUACUCGCAAAGAUCUGUUAGACUGAGCCCUGGACGUGAUAAUUUGUGAUUGCUGUCACAUGCCAGUGUUUCUGGCCGUAAUUGUGGUCUUUAGGACAGUGCUAGCGUGAGUCUGCCCUCCGUAGCAUUCAAUAUCAUUGAGUCAGCCUUAAACAUAUUUGCAUCACGUCAAUCAAGCUUCGGUUGCGCUGGAUCAGAUGAGAGCAGAUCAGGUUGUCUGUACUCGUUAGCGCUGUGGGAUUGAGAUGCGGCACCAGCGCCAUCUGAUGUGCUAGGGGGUUCGCUCGUGAUGGAAGAUGAUGAUGCAUCAUCCGGUCUGGUGGCUCUUCUGCGGGCGGACUAGUUGCGGGAAGAACUUAGCUCUAGGAUAGAAUAGAAUAGGCAGGGGGAGGAUUGGGGAGGAGUGUAUGUAGUAGUAAUAUGACGACCCAAGGAGAGCGGGUGUAGUGCCGUCCUGGACUUUUGUAAACGCAUAAUGAAACCGAAAGCGAGAUCUGGGGAGAGAGAACGCAGUGGCAUCCUGGCCCUUUGUGAGAGCAAGCUGGAGGGGAAAGAGAGAACUGCUGCUGGAGUGAAGUGAAUGAAUGCCGGUGUGAAGA